AUGGUUCUGACUGCACAGAGGAGACUUUUCAAAGAGUUCCAACAACUUAGUAGAGAUCCUCCACCAGGAAUUGUUGCAGGACCUAUUAGUGAUGAUGAUUUGUUCAAAUGGGAAUGUUUAGUAGAAGGACCUUCUGAUACUCCAUAUGAAAAUGGUGUAUUUCCAGCAAUUUUAAGCUUCCCAACAGAUUAUCCAUUAGGACCACCAGUUCUCAAAUUUGAUCCUCCACUUCUUCACCCUAACAUUUAUGCUGAUGGAACAGUUUGUAUAUCUAUUUUACAUCCUCCAGGUGAAGAUCCAAAUCAAUACGAGCGCCCAGAAGAAAGAUGGUCACCAGUACAAAGUGUGGAAAAGAUCUUAUUGAGUGUCAUUUCAAUGUUGGCCGAACCUAAUCCAGAAAGCGGUGCUAAUAUUGAUGCUUGUAAGCUUUGGAGAGAUGACAGAAUUGAGUAUAAUAAACAGAUUCGUGAUCACGUGACCAAGUCACUUGGAUUGUGA
Lizanozyma spartinae is the source of this 498-nucleotide messenger RNA. RefSeq names its product E2 ubiquitin-conjugating protein (gene UBC7). The coding region runs from base 1 to 498 and encodes 165 amino acids. The record is from RefSeq and is a predicted model, not a curated record. Lineage: Eukaryota; Fungi; Ascomycota; Pichiomycetes; Serinales; Debaryomycetaceae. The transcript has a single exon. Gene Ontology annotation, cellular component: endoplasmic reticulum; cytosol.